Molecule: messenger RNA, 886 nt
Organism: Paramecium pentaurelia
Lineage: Eukaryota; Ciliophora; Oligohymenophorea; Peniculida; Parameciidae
Source: the annotation of a GenBank genome assembly
AUGAUUGUUCCUAAGCUCUAGAAUGUUACUGAAAUAAUGGGUCUUGCUUAUAAUUUCAAUUUUCAAAUAUAAUUUAAUACAAAGUAUGUGCUUCCUAAAUAGGGUGUUAUUGGAACAACAGUUAGUGUAACUUAUUUAAUGGUCAAUGCUCUACUUUAUCAGGAAAGAAUUAAACUGAAUGUAUGUAAUAAAAUGUAUAUUGCGUUGGUAGUAAUUGAAUUAAUUGCAUUAUUGAAAAUCUUAAUAACUGUGAAGCAAAUACUUAAGAUUCAUCCUGUCUUACAUCUCUUGGAAGGGAUGGAGCAUGUUAUUGGAAUAAUUCAACCAAUAAAUGCAUGGCUGUCAAUUCUUGCCAUCAAUUACCAUAAUCUGCAUCCAAAAUAAGAUCUAUAUCUUGUUAUUGGGAUGCUACAUUAUGUUUAACUUUAACUUGUAGUAUUCUCUAUACUAAUAUCCAUAGUUCAAUAAAUGUACUUUUGUAAUGAAAUUAUCAUCCUAAAAUUAUAUUCAGGUAUGUCAAUUAUAAAAUAAUGUAUGUACAUAAAUAACUGAUGUGUUGAGUUUAUCUUAUCCUCAUAAAAUAAAACAGCAAUAUGGUUUCCAUAAUCUUCAAAUUAUGGAGGUUUUUGUUAUUCUUGUUCUGCUAAUACGAUUCCUACUUACAAUUUUCCAACAGGUUAAUAUUAUUAAUAUGCUUAUAUAAAAAAUUUUGUUAAACGGGUUAUUAAUUUAUUACAAAUUUAAGAAAUCAAAUCUACUCUUCUAUAUUUCAUAUAGAGCGAUUGUAAUAAUGCCACAAGUUAAUAUUGUGUUUGAAUAUAUAACAUAUGUACCCAAUAACCUUGUUCAUAAAUUUCUAGCAAUUAAGUUUGUACAUAAACAAUGA